This is a messenger RNA of Zasmidium cellare ATCC 36951, 585 nucleotides long. RefSeq lists its product as uncharacterized. The transcript has a single exon. The record is from RefSeq and is a predicted model, not a curated record. The coding region runs from base 1 to 585 and encodes 194 amino acids. NCBI's taxonomy places the organism in Eukaryota, Fungi, Ascomycota, Dothideomycetes, Mycosphaerellales, Mycosphaerellaceae.
AUGCCAGACAUAGCGACAGUCUGGAUCCGUCGCGAGCGAUUAACGGCUGUGCUCGAGUCGCGAUUAUUGCUCUACCUUCAACGUGUCGGCAACUGUAUCAUCCCCGGCUCGAUCUCGCGGCAAGAGGCUGAUAGGUCCGCCAGAUACAUCGAGACCAUCAAUUAUCGCUAUAGCUACAAUACGUGGUUGUUUCAUCGCUCGACCGAUCUUCUGUUCUUGAGGAAUCACAUAACACCUCAGCGUUUUGCAGCCAUGACUUCGCUCAUGCUCUGGCUUGAAUACUGGAGGCUUCAUGAACCGGACGAAUUGUCAGCGCUGCAGCAGCCUCGCUUCAAAGUUGAAGAAUGGAAUGACCUUUGGAAAGUCGUCGCCGCGAUGCCACGCCUGCGACGUCUUCGCGUCAGCAUCAUCAAAGGUCGGCGUCGCAAUACUCGACUCUGGAUAGCAGAUGAAGGCCUACUUGACCCUUUGUGGACAGUAACGCAGCCAGGAGAAUUCGUCGUGUGGCUCAGCUGGUACUCUGGAAGCAUUGAGAGAUAUGUCGGUGCCCCUUUUCGUCAGGAGGCUCCCAACAUCAACAGCUGA